CACGCACGCACCAACAGUCGCCACACUAGAGCUAGCCAGAGAGACCGACCAUGGCGGACGGAGGCGUGUGGGUGUUCCGGAAGGACGGGGUGAUGGAGCUGGAGAGCGCGGCCGGGUCGACGUCGAGCCGGAGCGGGCCGGGGAACAAGGCGCUGGUGUACGUGCCGGCGAACGAGACGAUGCGGUCGCUGCAGGCGCUGGAGCAGCGCCUCGGCGCGCACGGCUGGGAGCGCUACUACGAGAACCGCGACGUGGUGCAGCUCCACCGCCGCGACGGCAGCCUCGACCUCAUCUCGCUCCCGCGGGACUUUGCGCAGCUCCGCUCCACCCACAUGUACGACGUCGUCGUCAAGAACCGAGGCCACUUCAAGGUCCUCGACCUCUAACAUCUACUAGUAGUCUGUAGUAGUAGUAUACUCACGUACGCAACCACUGCUUUCCCGGUCAGUUAAGCUUGCAACCUUAAGCUCUGUGUGCAUGCUAAUUCACUAUACGGCUGGUAUAUCGUUGUGAGUAUACUAACAAUAUAUCUAUUGUACUAUGUGUAUGGUAUUAUCCGAGUUCGUGCCCGUCUCGAGUACUAGAGUGACUAUUUCGCAAAGAAAAAAAAAGUACUAGAGUGACAAGCUAUACUCGUUACGAUUGAA
Molecule: messenger RNA, 647 nt
Organism: Triticum urartu
Lineage: Eukaryota; Viridiplantae; Streptophyta; Magnoliopsida; Poales; Poaceae
Source: RefSeq, a predicted model, not a curated record